Molecule: messenger RNA, 765 nt
Organism: Brettanomyces bruxellensis
Lineage: Eukaryota; Fungi; Ascomycota; Pichiomycetes; Pichiales; Pichiaceae
Exons: 1
Coding region: 1-765 (254 amino acids)
Cellular component (GO): nucleus; cytosol
Source: RefSeq, a predicted model, not a curated record
AUGCCCAAAAUCGCCGUUCUUGUUCUAGAUACUCCAGUACCAACAUUUAAAGAAACUUAUGGUGAUUUCGGGGAUCAAGCCAUCCAAGUUUUGCAGACAUCUCCAUUAUCGAAAGAUUUCGAGUUUGUGAAGUUUAAGACAAUAGACAAGUUUGAGGUCCCAGCCAUUGAAGAUCUCAAAGCUGGAAAAUACGCUGCUUUGUAUCUUUCUGGUUCUAGAUGUGAUUCUUUCGAUGAUUCAAUAGAAUGGAUCAGAAAAUUGGUCCUUUACAUCAAAACUAUACUCCAGCUUCAAGUCCAGGAUCCAAAAUUUAAAAUCGUGCUUAUAGGAGUCUGCUUUGGCCAUCAAAUCAUCGCCAGAGCUGCCGGACUUGAUGUAGGCAGAAAUCCAAAAGGUUGGGAAAUAGGUGUCACAAAAGUUUCAUCGAGUGAAAAAUUCGCAACCGACUUCAACUGCCCUUCUUUCAAUGUUGUCGAAAUGCAUCAGGAUAUUGUGCUUUCGGGAAAACUUCCAGAUUCCUGGUAUCUUGUUGGUUCGACGCCAAUUGCAAGAUUCCAGGGUCUUUACUCUCCUGGUCACGUGAUCACGUUUCAAGGGCAUCCUGAAUUCAGCACAGAAUUUGGAGAUAAGUUGGUUGUCAAACGGCGGGAUAGUGGAGUGAUAACUGAUGAAAAAUACAGGGAGAUUGUGCGGCGGAACAAAGAGUUACCUAAUGAAGGCUCUUUAUUGGCUGGAAUAAUAAUGAAGAUAGUUGUUGGCAAUUGA